AUGGAGAACAAAUCAUUGAAUUUAUGUCAAAUUCUAGGCUAUAUCGGCGACAGGAAACGUUGUCUUGUAGAAGAUGAAGCUGUAACAAAAGCAUCGUAUGAAAUUUGUUAUAUACUUAGUAAACAUAUGAAACCGUUUACUGAUGCUGAAAUUGUAAAGGAAUGUUUUUUAACCGCUUCCAAUGUACUGUUUGAUAAAUUCAGUAACAAAAAUCAAAUAAUUUCGGAAAUAAAAAAAUCCAGCUUUCAGAUUCUACCUGUGUUAGACGUAUUGAAGAUAUUGCAAACCAUACCUCGUAUUUGUGAUAACGUAAUUGAAGACUUGAAAAACUGCAAGUUUUUUAGUUUAGCUUUUGACUCUAGCACGGAUAUUUUAGCGACAUCACAAUGCUCGGUUUUUGUUAGAUAUUGUACAGAACAAAAUUCAAUUUGCGAAGAUGUUUUGAAAUUCCUUUCAGUGAAGGGCCAGACCAGGGGCAAAGAUUAUCUCGAUACUAUUUGCAAUUUUCUAGAACAGAACAAGAUAGAUAUAAAAAAAUUAUUAAUAGUUUGUGUGUGUACUGAUGGCUGUCCUUCAAUGACUGGAUCCGAAAAUGGAUUUAUUUCUCUACUGAAACAGAAUUAUGAUUUGACAAAUCUAAUAACAUUUCAUUGCAUCAUUCAUCAGGAAAACUUGGCUUCACGUAUUGCUAAUUCUGAAGUAGAUACUGUGAUGAAAACUAUUAUAAAUAUAGUGAAUUAUAUCCAAGCACGAGAACUGAACCACAGAAAAUUUAAAAGUCUUUUAGAAGAAGUGGGUAGUCAAUACAACGAUGUUCUUUUACAUACCUCGGUACGUUGGCUUAGCAGGGGAAAGUUCUGGUAA
Centruroides sculpturatus (bark scorpion) is the source of this 864-nucleotide messenger RNA. RefSeq names its product protein ZBED8-like. The record is from RefSeq and is a predicted model, not a curated record. Bases 1 to 864 code for a protein of 287 amino acids. The transcript has 2 exons. NCBI's taxonomy places the organism in Eukaryota, Metazoa, Arthropoda, Arachnida, Scorpiones, Buthidae.